Chironomus riparius is the source of this 4639-nucleotide messenger RNA. NCBI's taxonomy places the organism in Eukaryota, Metazoa, Arthropoda, Insecta, Diptera, Chironomidae. The record is from the annotation of a GenBank genome assembly.
AUGAACGACGAUGAUAAGAAUUCAUCAGUACGCGUUGCCGUCAGAAUCCGGCCGCAAAUCCCUCGUGAAAUAAUUGACAUGUGUCGCAUCUGUACAUUUGUUACACCCGGUGAACCACAAGUUGUUCUAGGAACAGAUAAAGCAUUUACAUUCGAUUAUGUAUUUGACACUAUAUCGGAGCAGGCUUCAAUAUACGAAACAUGUGUAGAGAAUUUGGUCACUGGUGCUUUAAAAGGCUACAAUGCCACCGUGUUAGCUUAUGGACAGACUGGAAGUGGCAAAACAUACACAAUGGGAACGGGAUUUGAUAGGGAUUUAAUUGAAUGUCAUGAGGGUAUUAUACCGAGGGCUGUACGACAUAUAUUUUCUGGUAUACAAGCAAUACAGGAAAAUCCAUACGAUGAAGAUGGAACUUACUUAGGGAGUGUUCAAUUUGGUGUUGCAGCACAAUUUAUGGAGCUUUAUAAUGAAGAAAUUAUUGAUCUACUGGAUCCAUAUAGUAAAGGAAAAAUAUUAAAAAUUCAUGAGGAUACAUAUGGAAGUAUAUCAGUGACUGGCGUGACAAUAAGACCACUGAAAGGACCACAGGAUGCUUUAAAUUGUCUACAACAAGGAGCAAUAGCAAGAACUACAGCAUCAACAAAUAUGAAUGAAUCAAGUUCUCGAUCUCAUGCUAUUUUCACAAUUCUCAUAAGACGACAACGUGUCAUGUCAUCGGAUGAGUGUCCUGAUGGUGAUGACCUUGAAACGCUCACAUCAAAAUUUCAUUUUGUUGAUCUUGCCGGAAGUGAGAGACUUAAAAGGACAGGUGCGACAGGUGAACGUGCACGUGAAGGUAUCUCAAUCAAUUGUGGACUGUUGGCACUAGGAAAUGUGAUAUCCGCUUUAGGUGAUAUGACAAAGAAAGCUUCACAUGUACCAUAUCGUGAUUCUAAAUUAACUCGAUUGCUGCAAGAUUCUCUCGGUGGUAAUUCACAAACAUGUAUGAUUGCGUGUGUAAGUCCAUCGGAUCAGAAUUUUAUGGAAACACUGAACACGCUUAAAUACGCAAAUCGAGCAAGAAACAUAAAGAAUCGUGUACAGUUGAAUCAGGAUCAAAGUUCAAGAACAAUUUCACAGUUGCGUAGAGAAAUAGCCGCACUUCAAUUAGAGCUAUUAGAAUACAAGCAAGGCAAGAGAUGCGUUGAUGAGGAAGGCAAUGCAGCCAUUUCAGAUACAUCACUAGAGAAUGCAAUGCUUUUAGCUGAUAAUAAAAGAUUGCAACAACGACUGAAAGCCAUGCAAGAGACAAUAAAUGCAUUAACGGACAGAAAUGUGGAAUUGCUGGCGGAGAAAGCAAUAACGGGAUGGAGCGGCAACGAUGAGAAUGACCGUUCAAUGACUGAAGUUAUAUCAAAUUAUAUUUCUGAAAUUGAAAAGCUUAAAGCGAAGUUAAUUGAAUCGGAACAAAUGUUUUUGCAGUUGAAGAAGACUCAAUCUAUUCCAUCUAAAAAUGCCUUAAAAUCAAAUAGUUAUCUUGGUGAAAUAGCAGAAAAUCCAUCGACUCUUAUCAAUCUCGCAAAACGUGAAUUGGAGCGUGAACGUGAGAUUUUAAUGAGUAAAUCCCUACCCGGUAUUAGUGAAGGUGAAUCUCAGGAAAGAAAUUCACAGGAAAAUGAAAGCGAGAGUGAGGAGAGUGAUACGGAAAGUGAUGAUAAAGCAACAGAGCUUCAAGCUGAAAUAAACGAUAUCCAAUCUGACAUUGAGAUUAAGACGAAAUUGAUUGAGCAAUUGGAACUUUCGCAACAACGAAUGCAGAUUAUGAAGCAACAUUAUGAGGAGAAGCUGAAUGUAUUAUCAACAAAGAUUACUAAUACGCAAAAGGAGAGGGAUCAAGUGUUGGCAAAUAUAGGACGUUCCGACGUGGCUGAUCAGUCAGGUAGAAUAAAAAAGGUUCGUGAUGAAUACGAGAGGAAAUUAUUGGACAUGCAAAAAGAAUUAAAAAGACUACAACAAGCACAAAAGGAGCAUAUAAGACAACAACGUGAAUUACAAGCACAAGAUAGUCAAUUAAAAAGUUUACGACAAGAGCUGACUGACCUGAAGCAAAUAAAAAUAAAAUUAAUGCGAAAGAUGACUGAGGAUAAUACACGCCAUAAAGAGGAAGAUGCAAAACGUGUCCGAGAAAUUGCUCAGUUGCGGAAAGAGGCCCGUAAACAAAGCAGUAUGAUAAAGUCACUUCAAGGCUCUGUCGCUGCAAAAGAUCAAGUCUUGAAGCGAAAAACGGAAGAAGUUUCAGCUUUAAGGAAGGUUCAGAAAAGUAAUAAGUUAAGUACUAAAGCACAAGGUCGUGUGCCAUUGAAAAAGACGAUUAAUGGAAAUGAAAACUUCCAUCCGCGACAUGCACGUGUAAAGUGGGAUACUCUCCAGAGGACAAUCGGUAAAUCUGCACGAAGUAAGCAAGCUGUGAUUGAGUUGGAACGUGAAUUGGAGAGAUUGCUACAGGAACGAGAUCAGUUGAAUAAAGAAUUGUCAGGAAUAAGAAAACGUCAAAAGUUUCAAGACUCUAUGGAGCUUGCAUCGGAAGAGGACAGUGUACAAGCAAAUCUCAAUUAUAUCCAAGAGAAUAUCGAGCAAGUACAGAAUUCAAUUAUGGAAUUAGAGGAGGGAAAGGAGUCUGAGCAUGAACAGCUUUCAUUGCAAAAUCUCUUGGAAAAUAUUCGUUCCGUUGAUGAGGCUAAAUUUUUAAUUGAAAAGCUUUGCACAAACUCAAUAAUUCAGGCAUGUGACGUUGGACUGGCUCAUACGAGACUCAAGGAGAAGGAGACACUAUUGACUGAAGUACAACAGGAUAGCAACAUACAACAACAAUUACUUCAACACGUGCUCGCACGUAAUCCUGCUAUUGCAUUAUCGGAAGUAACAAUUGCUUCAAACGGAACUAAUGAACGCCCGGUUGUGAAUGAUACAAGUACACAUUCCAGUAGAAGUCCAUCGCCCAUUAAUUCAGAAGUAAGUGAUCUUUCAACACGCAAAGUACGAAGACGUGUAGCUCCAAUGGUACAGGAAUUGCUAUUCGGAGAUUUAGCAAAUGGAAAUAAUGGUUUGGAUGAGAUGAGUAGGUCUUAUACGAUACAAGAUUCUGGUAGUAGCAUGAGAAGCUCAUUAAUUCCACUAGCUCGCGUUCCAAGUGCACCUGGUUCCUUAAAAGAUCAAAAUGAGGAUGCUGACAUACCGGCGACAAUGCCUGCAUCACCAAUUGUUUAUCGUCGUAAUAUUUCUCGAGAGGACGGCGAUGUAUUUUCGAGACUUGGAGCUGGAACUUUAGAUCCAACUCCUGGUGGAUCUAUACGUGAUUUUAAUGGACGGAUGAAAGUCGGAUCGCCAUUAAUUUGUACGCAUAUAGUCGAAGGACAUAAUAGUCAAGUACUUUCUAUUAAGGCAUCAGACACAACGUUGUUUACUGCUGCCGCCGAUAGAACAUGCAAAGUUUGGGAUUUAAGGCAGUCAAGUACAAUUCAUUGCCUCUCAGCACACCCUGGACCCGUCGUUAGCGUUGAAUACGAUAAAUCGUCAAAAGUUCUGUUUUCUGCCUCGGGCCCAUUCAUUCGAUCGUGGGACCUUCGCGAAUCCAAUAUCCGUCCCAUAAAGACAUUAUGUUCAUCCGGAAUUGCAUUGUCUGGCGCAGCAAGUCUCACAUCCAUUCCAACCGGUGAAAGUCCAAUAACCGCUUUAAAAAUGGGACCGUCAGGAACUUUAUACACUGCUGCGAGUGAUUCAAAAGUCCGUAUGUGGGAUUUGAGAAUGUUUUCGUGUAUAGGAAAAUUGGCAGGUGCUCAUCAAGCGGCUGUUAUGUGUAUUACAACAUGGGAUGGGCCAGGAAAUACAGACUAUGUAGCGACCGGUUCAAAAGAUCAUUACGUGAAGGUAUUUGAAGUUCCAUCUACAGCUGGAAAUAUAAUGCCGCUGCUAAAUCUCGAACCUCCACAUUAUGAUGGCGUACAAACAUUGGUGGUCUCACCUGGCGCUGUCGGUGUAGAUGGCGAAUUAUUCUCUGGAUCUCGUGAUACAUGCAUAAAAAGAUGGAAUUUAAGAAAUAGCGAACUAAAACAAUCAUUAAAUAACGCUCAUAAGGGUUGGGUAUCAGGAAUGACAAUAUAUUCCGACAUACUUUUAUCAACAUGUCGCGGCGGUUUAAUAAGAUUAUGGAGUUUAACAUGUGACGCUCUUGCUGAAAUGAAGACCGAAGCAUCGAUUAAUGACAUCACAUGUGCAUCAAAUAGAAUCUUUACGGCAUCAAAUUCGGGUGAAGUGCGCAUUUGGCGUUUGGCAAAUGAAAAAAUGCGACGCAGUGAAAACUAAUCAUGAAUGGCAAUACAAAUAAUAAUAAUUAAUUAUACCAAGAAACGAGCCGAAAAAUUCAACAUUUCUGCUAUAACUUUUUAAUAAAUUCUAUGUUUAAUGCUUGAAGCUAUUCGCUAAUUAUAAAAUAUAAAGUCUAUAACACUGUGCACGACUUCAUCAAUACUGCUGAGCUAAUAAGAAUCCAAUAUAUUGUCAAAUUAAGAGUACUUCAUGUGACGAGAAAGUGAGCAUAAAAACAAUUAUUCAAUGUGUAAUGUAUGGAAAUAUUGCCAGGAGAUGGACAUGAAAAGCAAUU